Messenger RNA from Tribolium castaneum (red flour beetle), 1795 nucleotides. Its product is annotated as cytochrome P450 9e2-like. The coding region runs from base 150 to 1664 and encodes 504 amino acids. Gene Ontology annotation, molecular function: iron ion binding; oxidoreductase activity, acting on paired donors, with incorporation or reduction of molecular oxygen; heme binding. The transcript has 4 exons. Lineage: Eukaryota; Metazoa; Arthropoda; Insecta; Coleoptera; Tenebrionidae. The record is from RefSeq and is a predicted model, not a curated record.
UGCGAGUACUAAUUGAAUAAUGAGCUCUGAAAAUAGAACCUGGCAAUAAUUACUUUCAUUCUCCUAAAACUAACUGAAAACCAAGGUCAAAACAAUACAAACAAACAAGUUGCGCGCUUCAGUCGUCGAUUUUCAUAAACUGUGUCAAUAUGAUAUGGUUUUCAACUGCUGUAAUUACAAUAAUUGCCCUAUUCUACUGGCUUUUAAUCCGGCCAUUCAAACACUGGAUUAAAAAAGGAGUGGCCCAAGGCAACCCGGUGCCCGUAUUUGGGCACCUAUUGGGUACAAUCCUACACAAACAAUCCUUUUCGGAGAUGAUUCAAACGGUUUAUAACAUCGCUCCUGAUUCCAGAUACUGUGGAAUGUAUCAAUUUUUCCAACCAAUGCUGGUCUUGAGAGACCCAGAACUGAUCAAGCAAAUAACAGUAAAAGAUUUUGACUUGUUCAUGAACCACAAGGGCUUCAUUCCACCAGACUGUGAGCCACUAAUGGGAAAAGUCCUGAUAUUGUUAACCGAUCAAAAAUGGAAAGACAUGAGAAAUACACUCAGUCCGGCAUUUACAAGCAGCAAAAUGAAAUACAUGUUUGGUCUGAUCUCCGAAAGUGCGCAGCGAUUUACUGGGCAUUUUUCGAAAAAGAAUGAUAACGUUAUCACAAUUGAAAUGAAAGAUAUAUUUAGUAGGUUUACGAACGAUGUUAUCGCUAAUACAGCCUUUGGUGUGGAAAUUGAUUCGUUAGAAGAGCCCAACAAUGAAUUUUAUUUGAUGGGACUUGAAAUCACAAAUUUUCAGGGCGUGGUGACCUUUCUGAAAUUCCUGACAUUUGUUAUCCUUCCCCGAGUAGCUAAAUUUUUGAAACUUACAUUUUUCUCCAAAAAAGUUGGCAAAUUCUUCACCAAAGUCAUAAAAGAGAAUAUCGCAAAUAGGGAAAAACACGGAAUUGUGAGACCUGACAUGGUCAACCUACUACUAGAAGCACGAAAAAAUUCAGACACACAGAAAAUAACAGACGAGGAUAUAACAUCUCAAGCCAUUAUUUUUUUCAUGGGCGGUUUUGACCCAGUUUCUUCACUAAUGUCCUUCAUGUCGUACGAACUUGCGGCCAAUCCGGACGUGCAAACGAAACUCCUCCGCGAAAUUGACAAAACUUACGAACGUUGUGACGGAAAGCUCACUUAUGAGGCUUUGGUAGAAAUGAAAUUUAUGGACAUGGUGGUGUCAGAAACGUUAAGGCUUUGGCCAGCAAACGGGAUGACUGAUCGCGUUUGCAACACUUCGUAUAUAAUUGAACCAAAGGACUCAACAGAGAAACCACUCCGUUUGGAGAAAGGUGACGUCGUAAUGGUGCCAAUUUUUGGCAUUCAGAGGGACCCUAAAUAUUUCCCUGAGCCGAACCGUUUUGACCCCGAAAGGUUUAAUGAAGAAAAUAAAAUCAAAAUUAAACCCUACACGUAUUUGCCUUUCGGGACCGGACCGAGGAACUGUCUUGGAACUAGACUAGCCCUACUUGAAACCAAAGCACUAUUCUUCCACCUCUUAUCAAACGUCGAAAUUAUUCCCGUAGAAAAAACGGAAAUACCGUUGCGACUCAACCGGAAGUCGUUUAAUAUGACUGCCGAAAACGGAUUCUGGUUGGGCCUGAAGCGGCGUAGUGAUAAGUUGUAAAAACUUUAUUUAAAUGACCCAAUAAAUGUAAAUAAAAAAUAAAUAACGUUUUGUGUUUUCGAAAAUUGUUUAAAAAAUCAAUGGGUAAAAUUUUAAGAAAGAUAGAUUAGUAAUAAAUUUAAUAAGGUGUU